This is a messenger RNA of Anopheles moucheti, 4244 nucleotides long. RefSeq lists its product as uncharacterized. Gene Ontology annotation, cellular component: lysosome. Gene Ontology annotation, biological process: sphingolipid metabolic process. NCBI's taxonomy places the organism in Eukaryota, Metazoa, Arthropoda, Insecta, Diptera, Culicidae. The coding region runs from base 190 to 3339 and encodes 1049 amino acids. The transcript is spliced from 6 exons. The record is from RefSeq and is a predicted model, not a curated record.
GACGGUAAGGUCGCUUGUGUAGAACUGUGGUUGUGUUUUCGUUGUGAUUCACAAAUUUGUUUGCCGUUGUACGCGUUUGUAAAAUUGAUAACGUUUCAAAGGAAUAGUUUUGGUUGGUGUGACAUACAUUAAAAUUAGAUAACUAGUGUUGCUGCGUUGUGCGAGUUGCUGUAGCAGGAAGUAAUCGUGAUGAUGAAAUCACGCCUGCUGGGACUGGCUGGCAUUUUAGUGCUAGCCUGUUCCGCCGUACUCAGCUCACCCGUCAAACAAACAAGCAACUCAUCAAGCAACCAGCGGUUGUUGGGUGCAAAAGAAUGCACUUGGGGACCAUCUUAUUGGUGUUCUGAUAUCAGAAACGCUAAGACAUGUGGAGCCGUAACGCAUUGCAUUCAAACUGUAUGGGAGAAGCAACAUUUUCCGGUGGAUAAUGAUGAGAUCUGCAACAUAUGUUUGGAUAUGGUAAAACAGGCCCGUGAUCAGUUGGAAAGCAAUGAAACACAAUCGGAUCUAAAAGCAGUCUUCGAGGGUUCCUGCAAGUUGAUCCCGGUGAAGGUUGUAAAAAAGGAAUGCUGCAAACUAGCCGACGAUUUUAUCCCAGAGCUGGUGGAGGCACUCGCUUCACAGAUGAAUCCGAACGUCGUAUGCAGCGUGGCCGGACUGUGUAAUAAUGCCGCUAUUGACAAACUGCUUGCUGAAAUGCCCGCCACUAAGCCGCAGAUGGAGGAAGACGUGGAUGAUGAAACAGCAUCGAGCGAACUUACUGCAGCCAAUGAUGAUACGUUUAGUUGCGAAGAAUGCAAUUCGAUUGCUGGUCAAAUUGAACGACGGUUCCGGUCGGCUGAUCGGGAUAGCGUACUGGAAGGAUUCUUGAGAGUCUGCGGCCAAAUGUCUUCCUACUCGGACGCUUGCUCGAGCCUCGUUCUUACAUACUUUGGAGAGAUGUAUGAACAUUUGGAUCGCAAUCUAAACGCGGACGCUGUAUGCCAUCUCAGCGGAGCCUGCUCAGAGAAGUUCCAUCAACACGAGGACGGCAAGCAAAUUGAGAUACGACCAAUGGGAGGAGUCGGUAUGCUGCCGGUAACCGGUGACGAUGUUCCAUGCAAACUGUGUGAGCAGCUAGUUGAUCAUCUGCGUGAUGUGCUGAUCGCAAAUACGACGGAACUCGAGUUUAAGCAGGUGUUGGAGGGUCUUUGCAAGCAAACUAAGACCUUUGCUGAUGAAUGUAACAAUUUGGUUGAGCAAUACUAUCGCGAAAUCUACGAAACGCUAGUUCACAAUCUGAACAGUAAUGACGCUUGCUUUAUGAUUGGGGUUUGUCCCAAGGGAGAUGGUGUGAUUGACGAUGGCCCUAUCAUGCCGAUACUACCGAUCGGAGUGGCAGUUCAGUAUGAACAAAGCGAAGUGUCUAAACCGUACCGUCGUCCGCUGCUUGGUGAGAACGAACCCGUACUGUCGGCUACGGAGAUACAGCAGGCACAGUUACCUAUUGAUCGCAUCAUGGGUGCACCUAGUGCCCUUAAUUUAGUUGAAAAUGGCAAAUUCUGCACACUCUGCGAAUACUUCAUGCACUUCGUCCAGGAGGCAUUGAGUGAGCCGGCGAAUGAAGACGAGAUAAAGGUAGUGGUAGGUACCACCUGCAACCGACUGCCGGCAUCGAUUCGCGGCGAGUGUCAUAACUUCGUAGAUGUGUACGGCGAUGCGGUGAUUGCGUUGCUCAUCCAAUCGAUGGACCCACGUCAAAUCUGCCCAACUAUGAAGAUGUGCCCGUCCACCAACGAAGAUGUGGAGAUAUUUGCACCUGGUCAGAUUGAAGUAACGAUUGAGGCUCGUGCCGGCAACGAUAAGCCAACCUGUCCGCUCUGUCUGUUCGCCGUUAGCCAACUGGAAGAGUCAGUCAAAACGGAUCGCUCCAAGGAAAACAUUAAGAGUGCUCUUAGCAAACUCUGCACACACUUGUCACCGAAACUGCGUCUCGAGUGUAACGAUUUUGUAGACACGUACACAGCGGAGUUGGUCGAAAUGUUGGCGUCUGAUUUCACCCCGCAGGAGAUCUGUGUCUUCCUGAAACUAUGCGUUGACCAACGCCCAGAUCUCAGCCUGCUCGGCAUGGAACUCGACUAUGAAAAGCGCGCUUCGUUUGGUCAGCGACCAGCGAUCGCACCGGCAGGGCCGUCUGGUGAUGUCGAAACGAACGAAAUACCCGAUACUACAGUCAAUGGGCAGAUCACUAUUGACCACAUGCCGAUGAACAGCACACCAGAGUGUCUUGUGUGCGAGGAAAUGGUAAAAGCGGUCGAAAAGCGCGUCAAAAACAAGAAAAGUAAGGAGCAAAUAAAGGAAGCACUAGAACACGCUUGCGAUCGGCUGCGCAAGUAUCGUACCAAAUGUGAGAAGUACAUCGAUCAACACAGCGACCAAAUCGUCGAUCUUUUAAUGAAACAAUUGUCUCCAAAAGAAAUCUGCAACACACUAGGAUUUUGUGUUUCGAAGGAAUUCGCUGAUGAGUUGGAGGUUGAUGAAGCACUUCUCGAUUAUGUUGUAGAACCGGCUAUUAUGGAGCCUGGAAAGGAUUUGUUUCUAUCCGCCGCGGGAGCUGUGGAAAAAAAUCAACCGCCACAAUGUGCGAUUUGCGAGUUCGUCAUAGUGAAAAUCGAAUCGGAACUGACAAACAAGAAAACUCGUGCAGAAAUAGAGGACGCAGUGCGCACGGUUUGCAACAAAAUGCCCAGCACUAUUACCAAGCAGUGUGAUAAACUGAUUGACCAGUACGGCGAGUUCAUUAUCAAAUUUCUACAAACAUUGCCGCCUCAAGCGAUCUGUACUCAGUUGGAAUUGUGUGAGAAGCAGCAGGGGAUUCUGAAGCAGUCCGAAUUGGAAAUUGUCGGAUGCGCUGUAUGUCAGGGUGCGGUUAAAUCUCUCGAUGAGCUGAUGAAUGGUGAUCAGUUGCAAGACCACGUUACGAAGUACGUGGAUCGUAUUUGUAAUGCACUCCCGGCGAAGCACUAUACACAGUGCGAUGAAUUGUUGACUGUAUAUGGUAUCAGCAUGAUGCAGCAACUGAAGCAUUCGAUCGAACGUGAGCAAGUGUGCGUUAACAUCGACAAGUGCAACAUGAUGUCAACACUGUUGUCCCUGCCGGAGUUUGCUUCGGGCGAACGCGUCAUUGAUGAACCCCUUGAGGAGGAGCAUGUUGAGAAGAAGGAUGCCAUGCUUGUCGGACUAAACGAGUGCAGCUGGGGACCGGCUUACUGGUGCAAAGAUGAAGCCAGUGCAGCACAAUGCAAGUCCACGAGCUACUGCAAGGAGCGCAAACUUGGUUUCUGGAUGGAAACUGUAUAAAUGAUGUGCUUAUCAAGAGUAUAGUAUAAGUAUUUUCAGCUGAUGGAUGGCAAUUGAAUGAUCCUAGUAUGCGUUAUACUUGUAUAUUCUUCACGCAAAAGACCAGGAACGAAGCUGAUGAAGAGUUUUUACAAUAUUGGAUUUGAAAACGAAACAAAAAACGUAAUCGAUACCAAGAAGUGCUAUUUUUAUAGAAGAUAAGGAUAUCGAAGCUAGAAAAAAUAAAGGAAUCUUGAGAAAGGGACACAUUGAGUUGAUGAGAAUGUACACUAGAGUGACUGCAAGUUUUUGUACGCGUGAAAAGAGAAUCGAUAAUCUUGACAGAGCAAAGCUUAUACUUUAGCCGGCCUUUUUUUUUGAAUAACUGAAAUGAAACUGAAACUAGUAGUAACAAAGCUUAAAGUUAAAAAUUCAGGCUGUUAAAAGAAAAGCAAAAACGUUUAUUCUACAAUGAGGCAUGUAGCUACAGAAUUGGUAUAGUGUAGUUUUGAUAUGCAAUAAUGAUGGAGGUUGGAAGAAAAUGUACGGUACAAGGCAUCUAUAUUGCUUGGGAUUUUGUAUGAAUCAGCUUUUACAAAUCAUUUACUAUUAUUUCUAAAACGUUACAACAACUACGCGGCUUCAGUUGUCCGAUGUACAUGGUGUAACAUACGCCUUGCAACUAAUAAUGUGCAAGGGCGAAUUGAUAUUCUCUUUUCGUAACACAGUAAAAUUACAAAAACUAACAACUAAAACGCAACGAAACUAUCGUCUUCACGUAGGAAGUUCGUUGUUGUUGAUAUGAUAGCCAUUAGCAAAUGUUUUAGCGACUGAAGGUAAGAAAUAAUCACAUGUGUAUGAAGUGAAAGGUUUUCUCUAUAUGUAUUUCAGUUACUGAUUUAAUAAAACGAUUGUUAAGAUGAUCA